Protopolystoma xenopodis is the source of this 471-nucleotide messenger RNA. Lineage: Eukaryota; Metazoa; Platyhelminthes; Monogenea; Polystomatidea; Polystomatidae. The record is from the annotation of a GenBank genome assembly.
AUGUCUGGAACAUGUCUGGGUGUAUGUUGGCUACGGCGUGUUUUGGCAAUAUCAAAGUUUUCGGUAGGUGGGUUCUGCAUUUUGGCUGAGGGUGUGAUAAGUGGAAUUGAAUCGUCCCAUGGAACGAUGUGCUACAACUCGGCAUUUCACAUUGUGGAGGUUCCGCAUGAAUUGGUCCUGAUCUUAUGGAUUCCAUCCAAUCUUCCCAACAAAUCUGUGCAUAACCGGCAGCCGCUGCGGAGAUCUACUUGGUCGGUUAAUUUCAACCGGGUCCUGUCAAAUGUGAUUACAGAAAAGACAAAGGAGCAAAUAAGAACUUUCGUCAAUUUACUUACGCGUGUCCAGAUCAAGAUCACUGUCAUGCGCCAGGUCGUCCGUGUUCGCAUCACUGGCGCAUUCAUCUAUUCCCUUGGUACCGAUCUUUUGACCGCAGCUUAUUACUUCCAACGAGUCGCCGAAUUUCUCCUGUAA